UGCAAUGCUACGGAUUACUUUGCACUUCAGGGAUCAACUUGUUUAUGCAGUUAUAAUAAUUUUGUGAACACAUCUUGGUUAACACCGGAGUCAAAAUGUAACACUGUUUGUCCUGGUAAUGGAACUGAGCAAUGUGGUGGGAGUAACAGUAUAAACGUCUACCAUAGAGUUCAUGGUGACCUUAUACAGUACCCAGCCGACUCUUACCCCAAUUUACACUGUGCAAUGAUGAACUGCAGUAGUAGUACCGAAUGGACAUAUUUUGAACACGAGUGUCACAACAACUUAACGGCAUUAUGUGGAUCGGGAGUCUUAGUAAAUAAACCAGAGACAUGGCUGACAGCUCAGGCAUUCUGUAAAAACUAUGGUUCUUUGGUUGGCAUACACAACAUGGUAUCUAACUGUGCUGUUUCUAAUGACGUUAAGCGGGAAUUCUGGAUUGGAGUUUAUCGAAAUUAUGUCGAUCUUGUUUUAAAAGAUCUUACAGUUCAAAAUCCAGUGUUUGGAUGUUAUUCACUUAGAAAAGAGUCCAGCAAUGCCAGACCUACCAUGACAUAUUAUCCAAUAUCAAUAUGUGAAAAACAAAAUAUGUUUUCAUUUAUUUGUGAACUGCCUCCUGGAUAUCCAACAUCUGAUGGUUGUUAUCUACCUCCUACCACAUCAACAAGUACAACCACACAAGGAACUCAAUUAAUACAAGAACAAGAUGACGAGGGACUUAAAAUUGGAUUGUUUAUAGCAUUAGGAAUUGUUUUACUGGCUACAGUUAUCGUCAUAUUAAUAUUAAUUGCAAGAAAAAGUUUUAGAUCAAAUCCAGAACAACUUAGGCAAAAUAUUUUAUUAGCUGCACUAGCCAAUGUCAAAUUACGAAGACGAGAUAGAGAUGGUAACCCUGAGUUGUCAACACCACAGAAUGCCGAAACAUCUGCUGCAUCCGUUGAAGGUGGAGACAAAAAUCCAGAGUAUGCAGUUGUCAACAAACCUGGAAGACGACAGUCAGCACCUGCACCAAGUUAUAAAGUUUAUACUAAACCUGUCACGUCACUCAGCAAGGAAUAUAAGGAAAGCGUGCCAGUGUCAAAUAAUGGGUACGAUAAAAUGAACUUGGAUAAUCCUAUCGUCGAAUCAGAGAAUUCACAAGAAAAUGACAACCAAGUUCCUAUAACUUCUAUUUUGAAAUUGAGUGAUAGCUUAUCAAGCGAAAAACUGUCCCCGAGACAUGUCACCAUUCAGGAUGAAGAAUAUAAUAGAAAUAAUGGACGAUAUGUAUAUGAUUCGCGCCUUUUAAGCAUUCCAAAGAAAGUAAUUCCGGUUCCUCCACCGGUUGUUAAAUAUCCUCCUGAGUAUACUAGUGAUAGUUAUGAACAUAUUGGAACAACCUUGCUUUAAUGAUAAGUUAGCAACAUGUGCUGUUUAAUAUUUGUAUUUAAUACAAAUACAUCAAUUUAUCAAUUAAGCACUAUACAAUGUAAUAAUAGGAGGAGAAUUAAGAAAGACGAGCAUUAUCAGAUAUAUUUAAUUAUCCAAGAAUCGAAAAAAGGGAUUAAUUAGAAUUACACAUUUUUGUGUGACAUAUGGACAUUGUAACUUACGUAUUAUGAUAAUGUAUCUUAUAGCCAGAAACACAAGUUGUAAAUAUAUAGUUUUAUGGAAUAUAUUAAAUCAAGUGGCAUGGUUACUAGCAAUGUAGUACAUGACAUCUGGAAUAUACGUACAUUUUAUCAAAGAUCUGCAAUGAACACCGAAUGUCCUUAGAUUUACAAAUGUACGUAUUACAUGCCUAAACUAAUUAAACGAGUUUUAAGCACUCA
Messenger RNA from Mytilus californianus (California mussel), 1811 nucleotides. RefSeq lists its product as uncharacterized. NCBI's taxonomy places the organism in Eukaryota, Metazoa, Mollusca, Bivalvia, Mytilida, Mytilidae. The record is from RefSeq and is a predicted model, not a curated record. The coding region runs from base 226 to 1389 and encodes 387 amino acids. The transcript is spliced from 8 exons.